This is a messenger RNA of Aspergillus glaucus CBS 516.65, 1299 nucleotides long. RefSeq lists its product as uncharacterized. The transcript has a single exon. Bases 121 to 1152 code for a protein of 343 amino acids. Lineage: Eukaryota; Fungi; Ascomycota; Eurotiomycetes; Eurotiales; Aspergillaceae. The record is from RefSeq and is a predicted model, not a curated record.
AGAGUAUACAAAUACAACUACACUACAGACAGAGUAUAUACUGCAAUACUGCAAUACUGCAAUACUGCUACAGCUACUGCUACAGCUAUAUAUAAUUACGAUAUACCUGUACUAUACAGGAUGAACCAAACCCUCGUCCACAUUGCCGCCCCCAGUUCCUUCCACGACGACUGCCGCUAUCUAACUCAAGCCGACGCCAUUCUCCAGACCUUCUACCCUAUUACCACUCACGACCAGGAGAACGAGAACGAGACCGAGAAUAGUUUCCCGCAUGAUCCUCCGCUCGCACCUGCACGAUUAGCUCCCGACUCCUUUGAUAGUCCGGUCUCUGUCAUUCCCGAAUCGCCACUGGCCUCCUUUAAACGGUCACCACCAUUACCGUCACCAAUACAAGAGAGACAUCCCAAGAGACCCUGUCCACCACCACAAGAACCACCAGACAAUGAACAAGAACAGCUAAAAACCCCCCUAACAAUCAACCCCCAACAACCCCCCAUCGCCUCAACCCCCUUCACAACACACAUUACACCCACCCUCUCCCUCCUCGCCAACCGCCUCAAUCUCGCCCGGACGUUUGUCCCGACGCACCAGGCCCGCCCGCUCCACGUCCUCGAACGGGGUUAUUGGUGGCUUCGUCUGCGUUUGCGUUUGCACGAUCCGCUGGGCUCGGGCCUGGGCACCCGUUAUCCCCGGUCUUCGGGUCGGGGCUGGACCGGCCGAGCGUCCGGUGCUGCUAGUACGGCUACUAUUGCACAUGCAAAUAAUGCUGCUGCGGGUGUAAAUCCAAAUACUUGGGAUAGGGAGUUGUUUAGUCGGUUUUGGGGGUUUUUAGAGGAUUUUAUUGCGAAUGAGGGGCGUGCGGGUUGGGGGGUUUGGUGUGUUCUUGAGCGAGAGGAGCGGGUGUUUGGGUCAGCAGCAGCAGAUCGAGAUCUGGUUCCAGAUCGGGGGCGUGAUCUUCCUCUUCUCCAUCAUCAUCCUACUCCUCAUCCAUCGAACCCUGAUGCUGGAAGCUUUGUGUUGAAGGUGUAUACAUGGGGUGAAAUCGCGCCUCAUGUCUAUCUGUUGCUUUAUCUUGCUAGUGAGCGUCGGAUCCGGGGGAUGGGUUCGCAGUGGCGCGAUGCGUCCGAGGGGGUUGUUAUUCAGAUGGCUUGACGCUUUACUUUUCUGUACUCCGUACUUUGUAUAUAUCGUGCUUUUGUUCGUGAAUGCCUGGAUUGAGUUCAGGGUCUCAUGAUCGCUACACUCCAUACUUCAUACUUUCAUACUAUAGAUAUCUGCAGUCACAGGAUCCAUGCUUAU